GCACCCACCAACUUAAGCGCCUACGCACAGCAGCUACUAUGAUUGCACCAAAGCUUGAUAAAAGGCAGACUACAGCAGUGGCCAGCCUGCCCGCUGUAAAAGCAGACAUGAAGGAUCCUGAAACGCUUACUUUUAUCCUGUUACCCUCCGAGUUACUGGUGGAAAUCCUUCGUCAUUUAGACGGUCGCUCUAUCUUGCGGUGUUCCUCUGUCUGCCGCCAAUUGAAUAGGGUGAUUGAUUCCUCUGCAGAGCUUCAGUAUCAUAUUGAGCUUGCUCUUGAUUGCAUGCUUGAUGGCCCUCCGAGCACUGUCACUGUUUUAGAGCGUCUGGAACAACUGCGGACCCUUCGUCGUGCCUGGACCUUGUUCGAGUGGAAGAAAGAAGUUCGGGUGCCCAUGCCUGGUUUCUGCCACGCAUACGAGCUUGUAGGAGGUGUAUUUGCGAAGACGUCCUCUUCGGGAAGCAUUCAUCACAACCAGUCCGGUUCACGAAAAUUCGUUUCCUCCUGGCUACCAUCCUCGUCAGAUACUGGAUACACGCUGGCUCGGGACGACAUAGGCAUUUCAACGAGAGACUUCGCCAUUGAUCCAUCGCAAGAUCUCAUCGCUUUUGUUCAAUCUGAUGACGACUUCGUGAACAAUUCUAAUUACACGGCGGUCCAUAUACGCACUAUCUCCUCCAAUGCCAAGCAUCCCGAAGCAUCAUCUCCCAUUCUUCGUACCCUCACCCCGUCAAUAAUGACGAGUGCAUUCAUACAAAUCGUGGAUGAUGUGAUUGGGAUGAUGUUUUGGAUGGAGCUCGACAAUCCUCGCAUCACAAUCUGGAAUUGGAAGACAGGUCAAAUACUUGUCGAUCGCGACGGGGACGACUUGCCCACUCAUAUCAACGACUUUUGCUUCAUUUCGAACCGUGCAUACAUGAUCACGCGCGGGAUAGACGGGGGUUCGAUCCAAGUUUUCACAUUUGGAGAAAAUGAAAUCAUCCAUGUCGCGACCCUAUCGCUGCCUCUCCUGAAGUCCCGCCAUUUCGUGCACUGCGCGAUUCAUACAGGUCCCUUUGUGGCAAGGUGUCUUCCAAACACGCCUUUUUGGACCAAUCAGGAGGAGCGGAUGUAUGUUUUAUCCGUGGAUUAUAUCCAGAUGGACCCGCAUAUCCCUCGCGCUAGGCCCAAAUUUUUUCUCUUUUUCAAGAAUAGCACUCCUCUCAGAUAUAUACGGAAAUACCGUGAACAAGGAGAAACAAGCCCCUUCGAGGUGCCUUGGGAGGAGUGGGGCCCCCACGAAAGCCGCAUGCUCCAUCAUCAAGUCCCAUAUCAGUGGCUAAGAUACGUUCAUGGCUAUCGAGUAGUCUUUCCGCUACUAUCCAGCAGCAUGCAAGUGAUGGACUUCAAUGUACGCAAAACCAAACGGCAUGUCUUCCCUCCGCAGCCGGACUCCAAAGCGAGUGUUGAGGUCAUUGAUUACCCCACGAUCAUAUUUUCGGACUGCCUUUUCCCGGGCCCUAUUGAGACAAAUUUGCCCUAUCGGGUUUGUCAAAGGGAUGAGCUUGAAGGGUUUUCGGGCGUGAUGAUCGAUGAGCAAAGAUUGGUCGGUUUGAAAAGCCCCUCGUUUGCUGAUGGCGAUAUGAAAGAUCUGCAUGUUUUCGCGUUUUGACUGCUGUUGAACGUUGUACACUGCUGUUUUGUUGCUGCUCACCAGAUAAGUGUUAUUCAUAAAUAUGGAUUACUAGGAAAGACUGUAC
Messenger RNA from Suillus discolor, 1740 nucleotides. RefSeq lists its product as uncharacterized. The transcript is spliced from 6 exons. Bases 39 to 1652 code for a protein of 537 amino acids. NCBI's taxonomy places the organism in Eukaryota, Fungi, Basidiomycota, Agaricomycetes, Boletales, Suillaceae. The record is from RefSeq and is a predicted model, not a curated record. Gene Ontology annotation, molecular function: protein binding.